Molecule: messenger RNA, 1953 nt
Organism: Mesorhabditis spiculigera
Lineage: Eukaryota; Metazoa; Nematoda; Chromadorea; Rhabditida; Rhabditidae
Source: the annotation of a GenBank genome assembly
AUGCGAUGGGCCUUGUUGGUGUUCUACUUGAUCGCCGUGGCGACCAGCCGAAGGUCAACGACGAUUUGCAUCUUUGAUGAUGGAGGGGGAAACGCCACCGAAAAGUAUUGUCGCAACUCGAUGUUCUGCGUCUUUGUUAUGGAGACUCGGGGUCGCCAGUUAGAGAUUUUUCGGGGUUGUGAUGAGGACUUCCAACACCGCUAUGCCGAGAUGAACCACUUGGCCAUCGGCGGGCCGAUGCCUGGAUGUAUCGAAUCAUUGCUCAACCAUCAUACGACCUAUGCCUCGUGCAAUAUGGAUCUACCGAUCUGGAAUCCCGAACUGUUGCCAGAAUUUCGCGCCGAUCACGUGCGCAAAACGAAGGAAAUGCAGAAAAAUUUCGAAGAGGACAGGGUCGAAAGCGUCAGCGUCGAAAUCGCGUUUCUGCUCGCCGGCAGCAUGUUGAUAUCGACUAUAUUGGCCGGCAGCCAGGUCCGUCAAUGCCUCAGAAAGCUUCGGCCGGCCGAAUCUCUGGGCGAUGACCUGCACCGCAACUUAAUCCCGUCGAAAUACUUCUAUACUCAGCUGCAACGUCAGAAGGCCAAAUCUGCCGUGACCGGAAGGAUGAACCUGGAAGGGCUGGCUGAGACGUUGUUCUCCAUCGAAUAUCCACUGAAGAAGCGCAAAUCAACGGCGCUAGGCUACGCGAAAAGCAAGGAUAAGGGAACCACCACACAACGCCCGGCUACCGUGAAGAACAGCAAGCGUCGCAGCGCGGGCGGCUCCAACAGCAAAUCAUCCCGGAAAUCCUCCAAAAAAGCGAUGAGGUCUCUGCGCUCCCGCAAGUCCUACAAGAGUAGACGCAGCGUACGCUCGCUCAAGCACAGCGCCGAGUUGACGGUAUCGAGGAAGAAAACCAAGCAGUUAGCCGCUCUGUUGCCAGAAGUCACCGGGCUGACCAUCAAUUUCCAGGUUUUGACCGGUGCCUUCGCCGAGGAGCCGAAUCCGCUGCCGAUUGCCAGGGACUAUGUUCUGUUCGAAUUCGGAGAUGCCGUGGCGCGGAUACUGGCACAUGGCCCCUAUAUGUUCCCGCACAGCCCACUCGACCUCAUCCAUUUGCUCAACAAGGCCAGGGACCUCUUUGCCGCUGAUCCUGUUUUUAUGAGUCUCCCCGGCCCAUUAAUGAUCAUCGGCGACCUUCGCGGGCAAUACCUUGACUUCCAUCGCUGGCUAGAUUUCAUUCGAUUCGAGGGUGGACGAACGCGGUUUCUCUUCCUCGGCAAUGUCGUCGACCAGCGCCACCCUGGCAGUAUUGACUGUUUGGCGCUCGUCUGUGCAUUAAAGCUGAAAUUCCCGCGCUGCGUGUACUACCUCCGCGGCAUGAACGAGUCGAGCUCGCUGACGUUGAGCCGACAAAGGUUCAACAGCAACGCCGAGCGCCACCUUCUCGAGCAGGGCAUCCGGGAGCUGUUCGGGCAGCUCCCUCUCGUUGCGCUGGUUGAGGGGAAGAUUUUGGCGGUUCCGUCCGGAAUCUGUCAUUUGCUAGGCAACAAGGAGAACCUAAAGUCGACGCUGCGGCCAUUCGGGCGACGCCUCGGCUACGAGGAGGACCAUCCUUUGGCCGAGAAGCUGGCCACAAGCCUUCCCGAUCAGGACGUCGGCUGGUACUACCCGGCGCCAGGACGCGUCGAAUAUUACGGCCAAGAAGCGUUGGUCCGCAUCUUGCGGUGCUACGGCGCCCAAAUGAUUGUCCGCUCGAGGAACGUGCUGCCGAGCGGCUUCUACUCGGCGUUUGACGGCCGACUGAUGAAUAUUUGGUCUGCCACCCAUCAGCCGGGCCGCACCGGCGCCAUCCUGGCGAUCAACGAAAAAGCCACCGAGUGCACCAUUUUGCAAUUGAAGGCCACUCUGCUGCAGUCGGAUUCCCAGGGCGCCGACCCUUCGAAGCAGUCCGCCCGGCCGGCUUCCACGCGU